AUGGAAGAUGGCAAGUCAGUCGCGCUUGGGCGCUCAAGCGGUUGCGAUCUGCGGACAACAUUCAUCUUCGAUCUGGAGCAAGUGCGAAUAAUUGAAGGAUCUAUCAAAAAAGUGGCAAUUAAAAGCGAGGACUAACCAUCACCAUGGAGCGAGACGAGGCGUCCACCUCGACCAGCGAGGGCAAAUCCCAGGAGGAGGCGCCCACGGCGGAGGGUUUGGAGCCCACUGAGCCCAUUGCUUUCUUGAAACUUUUCCGAUUCUCCACCUACGGCGAGAUCGGCUGGCUGUUCUUCGGCUUCAUCAUGUGCUGCAUCAAGGCUCUCACUCUUCCAGCCGUGGUCAUCAUCUACAGUGAGUUCACAUCCAUGCUGGUGGACCGGGCCAUGCAGUUUGGCACCAGCUCAAAGGUCCAUGCCCUUCCACUCUUCGGAGGUGGUAAAACACUUACGAAUGCCUCUCGGGAGGAUAAUAACGAGGCCUUAUACGAUGAUUCCAUAUCGUAUGGCAUACUCUUGACCAUCGCCUCCGUAGUGAUGUUCAUCUCGGGCAUUUUCUCCGUGGAUGUCUUUAAUAUGGUGGCACUGCGUCAGGUCACUAGGAUGCGAAUAAAGCUGUUUUCAUCCGUGAUUCGCCAGGAUAUAGGCUGGCAUGAUCUGGCCAGCAAGCAAAACUUCACACAGAGUAUGGUGGACGAUGUAGAAAAGAUACGAGAUGGCAUCUCAGAGAAAGUUGGUCACUUUGUUUAUCUUGUAGUUGGAUUUAUCAUAACUGUGGCCAUUUCAUUCAGCUACGGCUGGAAACUCACCCUAGCUGUGAGCUCUUACAUACCACUGGUGAUCUUGGUCAAUUACUACGUAGCUAAGUUCCAAGGCAAGCUGACUGCCCGAGAACAGGAAUCCUAUGCGGGAGCUGGCAAUUUGGCCGAGGAAAUACUGAGUUCCAUACGCACUGUGGUCUCGUUUGGUGGAGAAAAGUCCGAGGUACAGCGCUAUGAGAACUUCUUGGUCCCAGCUCGAAAGGCAAGUCAAUGGAAGGGCGCCUUCUCGGGGGUCAGUGAUGCCGUAUUGAAAUCAAUGUUGUAUCUGUCCUGCGCCGGAGCCUUUUGGUAUGGUGUCAAUCUCAUCAUCGAUGAUCGAGAUGUGGAAAACAAGGAGUAUACACCAGCUAUUCUGAUGAUUGCCUUCUUUGGUAUCAUUGUGGGUGCGGAUAACAUAGCCAGAACAGCUCCAUUCUUGGAAUCCUUUGCCACCGCCCGCGGCUGUGCCACCAACCUGUUCAAAGUCAUCGAUCUGACAUCCAAGAUCGAUCCUCUUUCCACGGACGGAAAACUGUUGAACUACGGCCUACGUGGUGAUGUGGAGUUCCAGGAUGUCUUCUUCCGAUAUCCCUCGCGUCCGGAGGUCAUUGUACAUAGGGGUCUUAAUAUUAGGAUUAGAGCUGGUCAAACAGUGGCCUUGGUUGGUUCUUCUGGCUGUGGCAAGUCUACUUGUGUCCAAUUGCUACAGAGAUUCUACGAUCCUGUCUUUGGAUCGGUGCUCUUGGAUGACUUGGACAUUAGAAAGUACAAUAUCCAAUGGUUGAGAUCGAACAUUGCUGUUGUGGGCCAGGAACCUGUGCUAUUUUUGGGCACAAUAGCACAAAACAUAAGCUAUGGUAAGCCAGGCGCCACACAAAAGGAGAUUGAAGCAGCUGCCACACAGGCGGGAGCACAUGAAUUCAUUACCAAUCUUCCAGAGAGCUAUCGCAGUAUGAUUGGAGAGCGAGGCUCCCAGCUCUCCGGAGGUCAGAAACAACGCAUAGCCAUUGCUCGAGCCCUCAUUCAGAAUCCCAAGAUCCUGCUGCUGGAUGAAGCCACUUCUGCUCUGGAUUAUCAAUCCGAGAAGCAGGUUCAACAGGCCUUGGACUUGGCCAGUAAAGGUCGUACAACCAUCGUGGUCUCCCAUCGAUUGUCAGCUAUUCGCGGUGCAGAUAAGAUAGUCUUUAUUCAUGAUGGUAAGGUUCUGGAGGAGGGUUCCCACGAUGAUUUGAUGGCGCUGGAAGGUGCCUACUACAACAUGGUUCGUGCUGGCGAUAUCAACAUGCCCGAUGAGGUGGAAAAAGAGGCAAGCAUUGAGGACACAAAAAGAAAAAGUCUGGCUCUGCUUGAGAAGUCCUUUGAGACGAGUCCCUUGAACUUCGAGAAGGGCCAAAAGAACAGUGUCCAGUUUGAGGAACCUAUUAUCAAGGCACUCAUCAAGGAUACCAAUGCCCAGAUAGCUGAGCCUACGCCUGAGAAACCAAAUUUCUUCCGCACUUUUUCUCGGAUCCUUCAGCUUGCCAAACCGGAGUGGUGUUACCUGAUUCUUGGAACAAUAAGCGCCGUUGCUGUGGGAUUUUUGUAUCCAGCAUUCGCGGUGAUCUUUGGAGAAUUCUAUGCUGCUUUGGCCGAAAGGGAUCCGGAGGACGCACUGCGUCGUACGGCUGUUCUAUCCUGGGCCUGUUUGGGCCUGGCAUUUUUGACCGGAUUGGUUUGCUUCCUUCAGACUUACUUGUUUAACUACGCGGGCAUUUGGCUUACCACCAGGAUGCGAGCCAUGACCUUCAAUGCGAUGGUGAGUCAGGAAGUGGGAUGGUUCGACGACGAGAACAACUCGGUGGGAGCUCUAUCCGCUCGCUUGUCCGGCGAGGCAGUUGGUAUCCAAGGAGCCAUUGGCUAUCCCCUGAGUGGAAUGAUCCAGGCGUUGUCCAACUUCAUAUCAAGUGUCAGCGUUGCCAUGUACUACAACUGGAAGUUGGCCCUGUUAUGCUUGGCCAAUUGUCCCAUUAUAGUGGGAUCUGUGAUCCUGGAAGCCAAGAUGAUGUCCAAUGCUGUUGUGAGGGAAAAACAGGCGAUUGAGGAAGCUUGUCGCAUUGCCACCGAAUCCAUAACCAACAUACGCACUGUGGCCGGUCUGCGAAGGGAGGCGGAUGUCAUCCGGGAGUACACGGAGGAGAUCCAGCGGGUGGAGGUGCUCAUCCGCCAAAAGCUUCGAUGGCGCGGAGUCCUCAACUCCACCAUGCAGGCAUCGGCCUUCUUCGCGUAUGCAGUGGCUCUUUGCUACGGAGGUGUUUUGGUGUCCGAGGGUCAGGUGCCAUUCCAAGAUAUUAUCAAGGUAUCGGAGACAUUGCUGUAUGGCUCCAUGAUGCUAGCUCAAUCUCUGGCCUUUACACCUGCCUUUUCCGCUGCUCUGAUCGCGGGACAUCGCCUGUUCCAGAUACUGGAUCGCAAACCAAAGAUUCAGUCACCCAUGGGCACCAUUAAAAACACACUCGCCAAGCAAUUGAAUCUCUUCGAGGGUGUGCGCUAUCGCGGCAUUGAAUUCCGUUACCCAACACGGCCGGAUGCGAAAAUCCUCAAUGGUUUGGAUCUUGAGGUGCUCAAGGGUCAAACGGUGGCCUUGGUGGGUCACUCCGGGUGUGGAAAAUCCACCUGCGUGCAGCUGCUCCAGCGCUACUACGAUCCCGAUGAGGGCAGCAUUCACAUAGAUCACGAUGAUAUCCAACACGACCUGACCCUCGAAGGAGUAAGGACCAAGCUGGGUAUAGUCUCCCAGGAGCCCACUCUUUUCGAGCGCUCCAUAGCGGAGAAUAUAGCCUAUGGAGACAAUCGGCGAUCGGUGUCCAUGGUGGAGAUCAUUGCUGCUGCCAAGAGUGCCAAUGCUCAUAGUUUCAUUAUUUCCCUGCCCAAUGGCUAUGAUACGCGGAUGGGAGCCCGAGGUACUCAGUUGUCUGGUGGACAGAAGCAGCGAAUCGCCAUUGCCAGGGCGCUGGUGAGGAAUCCCAAGAUCCUGCUACUGGAUGAGGCCACCUCAGCAUUGGAUUUGCAAAGCGAGCAGUUGGUCCAACAGGCCCUGGAUACCGCGUGCUCUGGACGAACCUGUAUUGUCAUAGCCCAUCGACUGUCCACUGUCCAGAAUGCCGAUGUGAUCUGUGUGAUCCAAAAUGGUCAGGUGGUGGAGCAGGGCAAUCACAUGCAGUUGAUUGCACAGGGUGGCAUUUACGCGAAACUACACAAGACCCAGAAGGAUCAUUGGUUCGCCCAUAUAGUGAUCACAAUGACGGAGACCCGCGAAGAUGUUCCUGCUACGGAUGCGGAUGACGCCGCGCCGGAGGCCCAGAAGAAGGCAAAGACCAAGGAGACGGCCCAACCCAUAGUCAGCUACACACAGCUCUUUCGUUACAUCGCUGGCUGGGAUUAUCUACUGCUCCUGUCGGCUAUUGUGGCGGCAUUUCUGCAAUCCCUUGUCUUUCCCAUUGCCAUUGUGGUCUACAGCGAACUGGUGGCCAUGUUCAUCGAAAGAACUCUGGGUCAGGGCACCAGUUCGGUCACCAUCGGAUUGUCGCUCUUCGGUGGCGGAAAGAUACUCACAAAUGCCACAUACGAGGAGAAUAUGCAGGAGUUGCGCAAGGACAGCGUAUCAUUCGGCAUACUCAUGACCCUGAAUACUCUGCUGAUGCUCUUCUCCGGAGUUUACUAUGUGGAUGCCUUCAACAGAUUGGCUCUGAAACUCACAGUCCGCAUGCGAAGGGAAUUCUUCAAGGCCACUCUAAGACAGGAGAUCGGAUGGCAUGACAUGGCCAAGGAUCAAAACUUUGCCGUUCGCAUUACGGACAACAUGGAGAAAAUACGCAGUGGCAUUGCUGAAAACUUAGGUCACUAUGUGGAGAUCAUGUGUGAUGUCACAAUCAGUGUAGUUCUUUCCUUUGUCUACGGAUGGAAAUUGGCUCUGGCAAUAGUGUUUUAUAUACCCCUAACCCUGUUUGUCAACUCAGCAGUGGCCCAUUACCAAGGAAAGCUGACGGGCCAGGAGCAAAGUUCCUAUGUUCGAGCCAGCUCGGUAGUUGAAGAAGUGAUUGGAGCCAUCCGAACUGUGGUGGCAUUUGGAGGAGAACGAACCGAGUCCCAGCGCUAUGAUAGUCUGCUGAAACCCGCUCUCAAGGCUGGCAAAUGGAAAGGAGCCUUCUCCGGACUGAGUGACACGGUGAUGAAGGCCAUGUUGUUUAUCACAGGAGCGGGUUCUUUCUGGUACGGAGCCAAUUUGAUUCUCUACUACCGGGAUCCCAGCAUUCCCAUUGACGAAAGGGCAUACACGCCAGCGGUUGUGAUGAUUGUGAUAUCGGGCAUUAUCGUGAGUGCCAAUCAGAUAUCACGAACCUCGCCUUUCUUGGAGACAUUCGCCAUGGCUCGAGGAUCGGCUUCAGCCAUAUUGGAUGUGAUAGAUCGAACAUCCCUGAUUGAUCCACUCUCCAAGGCUGGUAAAAUCCUGAACUAUGGUCUGAAGGGAACCGUAGAGUUCAGAGAUGUCUUCUUCCGCUAUCCUGCCAGAGAAGAUGUUAUUGUACUGCGUGGUCUGAAUGUAGUCGUUGAGGAAGGUCAAACUGUGGCCCUGGUGGGUCCUUCAGGAUGUGGCAAGUCCACUUGCAUACAGCUGUUCCAGCGCUUCUAUGAUCCCGUCUUCGGGCAAGUUCUAUUGGAUGGCGAGGAUGUCCGGAAGUAUAACAUCAAGUGGCUGCGUUCGAACAUUGCCGUGGUGGGUCAGGAACCCGUUCUCUUUCAGGGCACAAUUGGGGAAAAUAUCCGGCAUGGCAAGCCAGAAGCCACACAAAAGGAAGUCGAAGACGCUGCUAAAGCCGCCAAUGCUCACGAUUUUAUCAUAGCUCUACAUAAGGGCUACGAUACGGACAUCAGCGAGAAGGGCGUUCAGCUUUCGGGAGGUCAGCGUCAGCGUAUUGCAAUCGCAAGAGCUCUAAUUCAGCAGCCGAAAAUUCUGCUUUUGGAUGAGGCCACCUCCGCUUUGGAUUACCAUUCCGAGAAGCUGGUCCAGGCUGCGCUGGACAAGGCCUGCAAGGGUAGAACCACCUUGGUGGUGUCCCAUCGUCUUUCGGCCAUCAGGCACGCCCAUCGAAUUGUUUAUAUUGAAAAUGGCAAAGCAGUGGAGCAGGGCACCCAUGAGGAGUUGAUGAAGCUGGAGGGAUUCUAUCAUAAAAUGGUCACCGUGCAUUCCUAUGAUGAUUCCGCCGAGGAGCUGCUAAAUGAACUGGAAGAAGUGGCCGAGAUCAAGGAGAGGAAAUUGUCCUAUGAAGUUGAACCUUACCAACUGGGCACCCGAAACUCCAUUGUGUCGCUGGAAAAGAAUGCAGAGUUUCAGAUGAAGAACCUAAAUGGCCUGGCCAAUAUAACUUUGAAUCCGGAAUUUGAGGAUGCGGGAGUUCCGUCCGGAAAUUAUAUCAGCACGUUCUUUCGCAUUUUGGGUUGGGCUCGACCAGAGUGGAGUUUUCUCAUUAUUGGCGCCAUUUGUGCUGGACUCUAUGGUGUUACCAUGCCGGUGUUUUCCGUGGUGCUAGCUGAGCUAUAUGGAUCGUUGGCCAAGCCAACGGACGAGGAAGUACUUGACCAAAGUGCGUCCAUGGCCAUCAUCUCCCUGGUAAUUGGAAUCGCCGCCGGCGUGGUCUGCUACAUUCAGACAUUUUUCUUCAAUCUAGCGGGAGUCUGGCUUACUAUGCGAAUGCGCUCCAAGACCUUUAAAUGCAUCAUGAACCAGGAGAUGGGAUGGUUUGAUCGCAAGGAGAACAGCAUUGGAGCCCUUUCAGCCCGACUAUCCGGCGAUGCGGCCAGCGUUCAAGGAGCCAUCGGUUUUCCGCUGAGCAACAUCAUCCAGGCGUUUACCAACUUCAUCUGCAGUAUAGCGAUUGCCUUUCCCUACUCCUGGGAAUUGGCCCUAAUUUGCCUAAGCACCUCGCCCUUCAUGAUUGCAUCCAUUGUUUUCGAGGCUCGAUUUGGGGAGAAAUCGGCGUUGAAAGAGAAGGAGGUACUGGAGGAAACCAGUCGCAUAGCCACCGAAACUAUUACACAAAUUCGGACAGUAGCUGGACUACGACGAGAGGAGGAGCUGAUUAGGAUAUAUGACAAGGAGGUGGAGCGAUAUCGGACGCAGAUCCUCAGUCGACUGAAAUGGCGAGGACUGGUUAAUUCCUUGGGCAAAUCCCUCAUGUUCUUCGGCUACGCAGUGACUCUGACAUAUGGUGGACACAUGUGUGCUGAUGGCAAAAUCAAAUUUGAGACGAUUAUGAAAAUAUCCAACACAAUGCUGUAUGGUCUAUUUAUUCUGGCCCAGUCCCUGGCCUUCACUCCCGCGUUCAAUGCUGCUCUCCUUUCCGCCAAUCGAAUGUAUGAGAUCAUUGAUCGUAAGCCACAGAUCCAAUCACCCGAAUCCUUCGAGAUCCAACAGAAUGGCAAUGGAACGGCUUACAAGACGAAUGUCGUCCAGCAAGGAGUCAGCUAUCGUGGCCUCAACUUUUCCUAUCCCUCGAGACCACAUAUUAAAGUCCUACAGAACUUCCAUCUGGAUAUCAAUCAGGGUCAGACGGUUGCCUUGGUGGGUGCUUCGGGAUCGGGAAAAUCCACAUGCGUACAGCUACUGAUGCGGUACUACGAUCCGGAUGAAGGCAAGAUUCUCAUAGACCAAGAGAGCAUCCACCACGACAUGGACCUAAAAACUCUACGUCGGCGACUGGGCAUUGUGUCCCAGGAACCAUCACUUUUCGAGAAGUCCAUCGCCGAUAAUAUUGGCUAUGGAGACACCUCGCGACAGGUGCCCAUGCAGCAAAUAAUCGAGGCGGCCAAAAUGGCCAAUGCCCAUGAGUUUAUCAUGUCCCUGCCUGCGCAGUAUGACACGGUUCUGGGCUCCAAGGGCACCCAACUUUCCGGUGGGCAAAAGCAGCGAAUUGCUAUUGCUCGAGCGAUGGUGAGGAAUCCCAAGAUCCUUCUGCUGGACGAAGCCACCUCUGCACUGGAUUUCCAAAGUGAACGGGUGGUGCAACAAGCUUUGGACUCGGCAUGUUCAGGACGAACCUGUAUAGUAAUAGCUCAUCGCCUGUCCACCAUCCAAAAUGCCAAUGUGAUUUGUGUAAUUCAAGCCGGAAAGAUUGUGGAGCAGGGUACUCAUUCGCAACUGCUGGCCAAGAAUGGCAUUUAUUCCAAGCUCUAUCGCUGUCAGACGAAAGCCUCUUGAAAAGACUACAUACAGACCAGAAGAAAUCAUUAAAAUUAAGUUGGAAAACAAUUUUCCAGGAAUACUUCAACGCACGAAAAUAUGCAAUGAAUUUGCCCUUAGCUGUUAGUUGGGACAACAACCAAAGUAAUUUGGCCAUAAGCAAUGAAACAUUUGAAGUAGUUGUUAAAUAAAUGAAUAUGAAGAUAAAAAAA
Messenger RNA from Drosophila yakuba, 8224 nucleotides. RefSeq lists its product as uncharacterized. Bases 144 to 8030 code for a protein of 2628 amino acids. The transcript has 21 exons. Gene Ontology annotation, biological process: transmembrane transport. NCBI's taxonomy places the organism in Eukaryota, Metazoa, Arthropoda, Insecta, Diptera, Drosophilidae. Gene Ontology annotation, molecular function: ATP binding; ATP hydrolysis activity; ABC-type transporter activity. The record is from RefSeq and is a predicted model, not a curated record. Gene Ontology annotation, cellular component: membrane.